Molecule: messenger RNA, 1068 nt
Organism: Pocillopora meandrina
Lineage: Eukaryota; Metazoa; Cnidaria; Anthozoa; Scleractinia; Pocilloporidae
Source: the annotation of a GenBank genome assembly
AUGGAGAAUCACGGCAAUGGCACUGGAAAUACAAACACAACUCCAGCGGUGAUAGAAAAAAUGAACCUGACUGAGCUCGCCUUCAUAACUGUGUUGUACUGCUUACUCGUCGUGACAAUCAUUACCGGAAAUGGACUCAUCCUGACUUCUUUUGCAAUUAACCGGAAGUUAAGAACCGUGACAAAUACGUUUAUCGUCAGUUUGUCGUUGAGUGAUAUCCUUGUGGGUCUCGUGUCUAUCCCCUGCUGGAUAUACAUCUUUCUGAGUCAGUACACCGAGCGCCCUUACACCAACGUAGGAUACCAAUUCUACAUCACGUCUGACAUUUUUAUCGGGAGCGCUUCCAUUUUGCAACUAACGUCCAUCAGUAUCGAACGCUGUCACGCAAUCGUCAGGCCGUUACGUCACAGAACUCUUCCCAUGAAAGUGUUCUACGCCAUGAUAGCAAUUCCGUGGUUGUACGCCGCCAUAAUGGCGAGCUUGCAACCGGUGCAAUUCAAGCGCUGGACAGAAGUGUACACACUUCUCAUGACAACCACGUGCUUUUUCGUCCCAUUUGUAAUCAUUCUCGUCGCGUACAUCACCAUCUACGUGUAUGCGCGAUCAAGGCCCAUAAGUACGCUAUCACGUCACCGCGUACCCAAGAAAGCCUACAACAACGAGAUAAGGUUAUCUGUCACGGUUGCCAUGAUAACCCUGCUGUUCAUCAUAGCGUGGAUGCCACUGUUCGUUGUCAGUGUCUUAGCAACCUACCAUCCACAAAAACUACCCUCCCAACUGGGGACGGAUCGACUCUUAAAGUUUGUUAAGUUCUGUCACUACAGCAAUAGUGCCAUUAACCCUUUCGUGUACGCCUAUAGGAAUCGUGAGAUGAUAAACACAUUUCGUUACCUUGGUUACAAGCUGCUCUGCAAGGAGCGCAGCUUCGAUAUGCCUUUUCUGGCCACAGGAACGUCGUUUGUUCGAUCUUACAACAGAAGUACGUGGCAUCAGGGAUCAUCCAGGAAUGGAAAACUUCCAGAAAAGAAACACAAAGAACAAAGCUUUGUGAUGAUUUCGACAGUGUGA